Messenger RNA from Lachancea nothofagi CBS 11611, 1716 nucleotides. Lineage: Eukaryota; Fungi; Ascomycota; Saccharomycetes; Saccharomycetales; Saccharomycetaceae. The record is from the annotation of a GenBank genome assembly.
AUGUCUAUUGAAAAGGACCCUAGCAAGGUGGCUUACACCAACACCGCCGGCGGUAACGCGGCGUUCCACAACUACAUCAACGACUUUGCCCACAUCGAGGAUCCGCUAGAGCGCAGAAGACUGGCGCUCCAGUCGAUCGACGAUGCCCCCUUCGGAUGGUACCACGUGCGCGCCAUCGCGGUUGCCGGAGUCGGGUUUCUUACCGAUUCGUACGAUAUCUUCGCCAUCAACCUGGGUAUCUCCAUGAUGGCUUACGUGUUCUGGCAGGGAAACAUGCCAUCGUCCACCACGACGCUGCUGAAGGUGUCGACCUCGGUCGGAACCGUGAUCGGCCAGCUCGGGUUUGGUAUUAUGGCCGAUGUCGUCGGCCGUAAGAAGAUCUACGGUCUCGAGCUGAUCAUCAUGAUCGCCGCCACCAUCCUGCAAUGUACCCUCGGCAAAGCACCCGGCGUCAGCUUUGUCGCCGUGCUAACUUUCUACCGUAUCAUUAUGGGUAUCGGUAUCGGUGGUGACUACCCACUUUCGUCCAUCAUCACCUCCGAGUUUUCCACCACCAAAUGGCGUGGUGCCAUCAUGGGUGCCGUGUUCGCCAACCAGGCCUUUGGUCAGAUUGCCGCCGGUAUCGUUGCCCUUAUUUUGGUUGCUGCCUACAAGGACGUUUUGAUUCUUGCCAACACCAACGCCGAAUGUGGUCCCGCUUGUGCUAAGGCAUGUGACCAGAUGUGGCGUAUUCUUGUCGGCCUUGGCUGUGUGCCCGGUGUCGUUGCCCUAUAUUUCCGUCUAACCAUCCCCGAGUCCCCACGUUACUCUUUGGACGUUGAAAACAGACUCAACAAGGGUGUUGCCGAUGCCUCCAAAUUCACUUCUGGCGAACACGGUGACGCCGAGGCCGAGGACAUUGCCCGUUUGGAAAGAGCCCCAACUGCUGUUGAACAAUACGAAAUCGCUCCUCCAAAGGCCUCCGCUCGCGACUUUAUGAGACAUUUCAGCAAGUGGAAGUACGGUAAGAUCCUGGUCGGUACUGCGUUCUCGUGGUUCACGCUGGACGUGGCCUUCUACGGGUUGAACUUGAACUCCGCUGUCAUUUUGCAAACUAUUGGUUACGCUUCUUCCAAGAACGUUUACCACAAAUUGUACAACUCCGCUGUUGGUAACUUGAUUUUGAUUUGCGCCGGUUCGUUGCCAGGUUACUGGGCCUCUGUUGCCACCAUCGACACCAUUGGUAGAAAACCAAUUCAACUCUUCGGAUUUUUCAUUCUAACCGUUCUGUUCUGUAUUAUUGGUUUCGCAUACCACAAAAUUAACGACAAGGGUCUACUUGGUCUCUACAUUGUUUGCCAAUUUUUCAUGCAAUUCGGUCCUAACGUUACUACUUUCAUUGUUCCAGGUGAAGUGUUCCCAACCAGAUACAGAUCUUCUGCUCACGGUAUUUCUGCCGCUUCCGGUAAAAUCGGAGCCAUUAUUGCACAAACUGCCUUGGGUACGUUGAUCGACCACAACUGUGCCAAAGAUGGUAAAGCUGCCGGAUGUUGGUUGCCUCACGUUAUGGAGAUUUUCGCUUUGUUCAUGUUUUGUGGUAUCUUCAGUACUUUGUUGAUCCCUGAGACGAAGAGAAAGACUUUAGAGCAAAUUUGCGAAGAAUACCACGAUGAAAUCGAUUCUUCCAAGUAUGCUUCUGGCCAGUCUGGUGACUCUAGCCACACUGAGACUGUUUAA